Molecule: messenger RNA, 4545 nt
Organism: Anguilla anguilla (European eel)
Lineage: Eukaryota; Metazoa; Chordata; Actinopteri; Anguilliformes; Anguillidae
Product: corticosteroid 11-beta-dehydrogenase isozyme 2-like
Exons: 5
Coding region: 140-1330 (396 amino acids)
Molecular function (GO): oxidoreductase activity
Source: RefSeq, a predicted model, not a curated record
GCCUGUGAGUGAGCAUAGUGGGAGGCACGUGGUUAUUCGUUUGUAAGUAAUCCCCCCCCCCCCACCACACACACACCCCUUCCGAGAGAGACCGAGAGAGAGAGGGACAGUGUGUGCUGCAGCUCUGAUCCCAAAGGCCAUGGAAGACUGCUCUCUCUCGUAUUGGAUUUACAUGGGGGUGAUGUCCAUGUUCGUCGGAGGGGCCGUGAAGAAGAUCCUGGCAUCCCAGGUGAGAGCGGCCCCGACGCUGGUGGCCUGGCUGGGGGCGGCGGUGCUGGUGGAGAGGCUGUGCGCGCUCUGGCCCCCCGCCGUCCUGGCUCUGGCUGUGCUCUACGCCGGGUGCUGCUUUCUCUCCGGCAGAGGGGCCCGCGGGCUCCCCCUCCCGGCCGAGGGCAGGGCCGUCUUCAUCACAGGCUGUGACUCUGGGUUUGGGAAAGCCUCGGCGCAGCAGCUUGACGCGCUGGGCUUCGAGGUGUUCGCCAGCGUGCUGGACCUGAGCGGGCCAGGAGCCGGGGAACUGCGGCGGGUCUGCUCCUCCAGGCUCACACUCUUACAGAUGGACAUGACAAAACCUCAGGAGGUCCAGCAGGCCCUGCUCACCACCAAGGCUAAACUGGGCCUACGAGGUCUAUGGGGGCUCGUGAACAAUGCAGGGAUAUGUGUGAACUUUGGCGAUGCAGAGUUAUCACUCAUGUCCAACUACAGAGGCUGCAUGGAGGUCAAUUUCUUUGGGACAGUGAAUGUCACCAAGACCUUCCUCCCGCUGUUACGGAAAGCCAAAGGCAGGAUUGUGACCAUUUCCAGCCCUGCAGGGGAACAGCCAUUUCCCUGUCUGGCAUCAUAUGGAGCUUCCAAAGCGGCUCUUGGUCUCUUCAUAAACACCUUACGCCAUGAGCUGGAGCCUUGGGGGGUCAAGGUGUCCACUGUCCUCCCUUCAGCUUUCAAAACAGCCCAGACAAGCAACAGCAAGUACUGGGAGGAGCAGUACAGGCACCUAAUCCAAAACCUGCCACCAGAGCUGCUGGAAGAGUAUGGGGAAGACUACACGCUGGAGACCAUGGAGCUUUACCAGGAAUUCUCCAAGACGGCCAACGAAGACCUGAGCCCAGUGAUCAACGCCAUCGCUGAGGCGCUCACAUCCCCGAAUCCCAAACUGCGCUACUAUGCCGGGCCGGGCGUAAGCCUCAUGUACUUCAUCUACACUUAUUUCCCCAUGUACAUCAGCGACAGGUUCCUGCAGAUGCACUUCCUGAAGAAGAAGGUCCUGCCACGGGGCCUGAGGAUAGACAGUGGCAGCCAUCACAAUAACAAUAACAUUAACAAGACAUGAAGAGGCAUUACCGCAAAUGGAACAAGUCAUGUGACACCUGGUAUCAUGGGAUUUCCCCAGCCACGACUGAGGAAGGGGGCAACUGCUUCAUUGACUUCAGUGGGGAAAAUAGAUUUAAAUUAAAUAAUUAAUUUGUAGUUCAUCAGUACUGUUACAUUCUGUCAGGAUAUUAUACAAGUAUUUUGACAGUCUUUUGGGCAGGUCACUAGCAAGGUAAAUUGCCACAUUUUUUAGGCUUUGGAAAUAUCCAUAGGGACUGUAAGUAGCCAUGGAUCUGUAAUGCUAAGAAAUGCCCCCAACAAAUUCCUGUUUAUCAUUACCUUCUUGAGUUCCCAUGUAAUUUAGGGACUGAAUAUUUAGCAUGUACAGUGAUUAUUAAAAUAUAUAGUCAAAGGAUAUCCAUCGUCCUGUCAAGUUAAUUACAUCAGUUGUAAUGUAAAAUGUAUCAUUAAAUGCAGCUACUAUGCAGUUAUUAUAGUUACUGGUCUUGACAAAAUUACAAACAAUCAGCUAGAGCCUACAGGGAAAGGCAGCUAUAUAAACAAAUGGGCCAUCUACAUUUAUACAAAAUUUAGCUUGGAUUUUACAGUGACACAUUUUUGUUGUUUAGGCUCUGUACUCAAGCACAUUGGAUUUGAAUUGAAUCAAUGACUAUGAGGUUAAUGUGCAGUCUGUCAUCUUUAAUUUGAGUUUAUUUACAUUUAUGUCUAGUAAUCCAUGUAGGAAUGACAGCCCUUUUAUGCAUAGUUCCCCCUAUUGUAGCGGAUCAAAAGUAAUUGGGCAUAUUUAGCACUUGGUUAAAAAAAAUAAAGACAAUUCAUCCAGUUCCAGUGGUAGCCAUACAUGACCAAGCCAUAACAAAUUUCAAAGAUGAGGUUCCUUUCUUUCUUUUUCUAAAAAUGUUGGUACAGGUUAAUGCUCAUCUCAUCUUUCUAUAAAAGUUUGUUCCUAAACUGGAGUUUUUAAAAUGUAUUUUUUAGCAAACUCUAACCUGGCUGUUCUGUUCUUGAAGCUUACCAGUGGUUUUCAUCAUGCAGUGAAUCCUCGGAGGUUAGGCUGGAGUAGCUUUCUCUUUAUUUUAGUCAUUGACACAUCUAUCUAUGCCUACAUCUUGGAAAGAUUUCUUGAUCUGUUUGACAGUUGAAAAAGGUUUUUUCUUCAAAAGUGAAAGUAUCCUUUGGUCAUCCACUACAGUGAGCGUCCAUGGUCUCCCAGGUUGUUUGCCAUGGCUGAGCUGGCCUGUGUGUUCUUGUUUCCUAACCAUGCAAACUGUUUAUUUCGACACACACAUUGUUUUGGCUGUGUCUCUGAUUAAUUUAUUCUAUGAUAUGAUUUUUUCAUACCCAUUAUGGUUUGCCUUACUGGUAUUGUCACUUAUUUGAUUCUCCUGUUUAGAGACAAAAGCAGCAGGCUCCAAGUGAAAAUUCCACACCUAGAAUCAACUCUAGACCUUUUGUUAGCUUUUUUGUGCAUGAACCAAUAAUGCAACACACAGCUGGCCAAGAAACUGGUAGUUUAUUGUCAAAUUACUAAAAAUGGCUGUAAUUCCUACUUGGAUCACCCAAUAUGAAUGUCUGCUCUUUAACAUCAUAUCAGUGUUUCAUUUAAAAUACAGUGUGCCAGAGUACAGAGCCAAAACCUCACUGUCCAAAUACGUACAGACUGCACUGUAUAAAUGCAUAAAUUUAAACCCAAAACCAGUGCUUUCUGUUCAGAUGCAGCAACAGUAAUGCAAAGAUAGAUUGUGUUUUGUUCAGUACUGCCACAAUUUUGCAGCAAAGGAUAAAUACAUUUCUACAAUCAAAAACGACCUGCAUGGAUUCAAUGAAGGUUUCCAAUACAAUUUAUCUGUGGUGAAUUAUAAUUGUGUAACUGUUAUAUAAUUAAUUAUUGUUGUUUGAAGUUGCAUAGCUGUCAUCUCAGCAAGCUGGCACAUUACCUAAUGACUAAUUAGCCAACCUCCUAUACAGCAACAGUAGCUACUUGGGGUAACUUACAUAGUUACGUAGCAAACAUCAAAUACAAUACCUUGCUUGAAAACUGGGGAUCCCAUCAGAGUUAGCAUCUAAUGCUAUACGGGCUAGAAUAUACAUAGCUAAGUCAGCAAAUGCUGCUGUAUGAUUAACAGGACACCAACCAGUGGAGGUUAAAUAGCCAAGCUAACAUGAAUGCAUUGACUAAAUUAGUUUGUGUUAGUCUGUAUUCUGCCCAUUUAAUUCUUUCCAACUGCCUCUGGCUCUGUAGCUUCACUUGGUCUCAAAAAGCUGUAUUUCUUUCAUUUUUUAUUUGCAUUGCAACUUCCAACACAGGAACACUUCAACAUGUAUGUGUCUCCAUAAAGGUUGAUGAUGGAAUUCAGAGUUUUUGCCCCUUUGUAUCCAUUGAUAAGGGUUUCAGAGCACAGUUACCUUGAUGCCUGACUUAAUUCAUUAUACAUUGGCUCACUGUACAAAGACAAGUUAUAGGACCACUUUGGACACAUUUAGUGGCCUUUUUGGCAUUGUAUUAUGCUAUUUGCUUGUGUAUUAUAUUUUUGAAUGGAUCUACUGCACCAAUCAAACUACACCAUAAUGUGUUCAUCCUACUGCACUGGACUGGACACACAGUAUUUUGGGGUGAGGACCUGUCUUCAUCUGGUUCUGCUCACAAGCCAAGCUCAAUUGCCAUUGCAGGUCCAUUUCCGUGGCACUGAUUCUCUUGAUUCAGGUAGAUUUUUACUGAGUGAACUUUCCCCUGACCUUAUCCCCACUCUUCCUUCAUUGGUCUUCAGCCAUUGAUAUUGACUUAAUUAAUUGGUUACAGCCCUCUGUCAAAUGUACAUGGGUAAACACGCACAUACAGAGGCUCCAACAAUACUCUGGCUAAUACUAUGCUCCAAACACAGCAAGAAAUUACCUCAAAUAGCUGUUUUGUACAUAUUGCAGAUUCACUGCACCUUGUAUUCAAUGAUCCAAGAUAUCAAUUAUUAUUUUUUCUUUAUUUGUUUUGUUGUUUAUGUUGUUUUGUUGUGCAACUGUUUUUUUGUUUGUUUGUUUGUUUUUGUUUUUUGGGGGGAGGGUUCUGUUUAUUUCCCAUUAAUUCUUCAAAUCAAUGUAUUCAUGCCAGUUUUCUUCAAUAACUUCUAGAGCUGUGAAUUUUUAUUAAAAAAAAGAAAAACUUUGUCAAUUGUUCAAUUUAUUUGAUAUUAAAUGUAUUAAAUUCACCUUUAUAAACUA